Messenger RNA from Nematolebias whitei (Rio pearlfish), 1762 nucleotides. It is a transcript of the gene trnt1, whose product is annotated as tRNA nucleotidyl transferase, CCA-adding, 1. NCBI's taxonomy places the organism in Eukaryota, Metazoa, Chordata, Actinopteri, Cyprinodontiformes, Rivulidae. The transcript has 7 exons. Bases 119 to 1396 code for a protein of 425 amino acids. Gene Ontology annotation, molecular function: RNA binding; nucleotidyltransferase activity. Gene Ontology annotation, biological process: RNA processing. The record is from RefSeq and is a predicted model, not a curated record.
AUUUCUAUCGCACUCCGAUACUACUUAUGUUCUAGUUAGGUACUAAACGUGAGGCGCGUGCUUAGCGAGCUAGCUUACUUGUGGACAGAAACGGGUGUCUGUUGGCUGCGUCGUGCAGAUGUGGUGCAGACUGAGUGUUUGUGUGGUUAACAGAGCAGUUUGUAUUAGGAAUCUCUUCACUAUGCGUCUAAAGACCGACGAGUUCCGCUCUCUGUUCACUGACGGACUCAGUGGACUAGCAGAGGUGUUUGAGAAGCACCAGUAUGAGCUGCGGAUUGCCGGGGGUGCUGUGCGGGACCUGCUGUCUGGGAAGCGUCCUGAUGAUGUGGACUUUGCCACCACAGCCACUCCAGAGGAGAUGAAGCAGAUGUUCCAAAGCGCUGGAAUCAGGAUGAUCAACAACAAAGGAGAGAAGCAUGGGACCAUCACAGCCCGACUGCACAAUGAGAACUUUGAGGUGACCACACUGCGGGUGGAUGUUCAGACAGAUGGACGACAUGCUGAGGUGGAGUUUACCACUGACUGGCAGAAAGACUCCGAGCGGAGAGACCUCACCAUUAACUCCAUGUUUUUAGGGCUUGAUGGCACAUUAUACGACUAUUUUAAAGGAUAUGAAGACCUCCAGAACCAUAAAGUGCGCUUUGUUGGCAGCGCUGAACAAAGGAUACAAGAGGACUACCUGAGAAUCCUGAGAUACUUCAGGUUUUAUGGCCGGGUGGUUUUAAAGCCUGACAGCCAUGAGCCUGAGACUCUGGCUGCCAUCAGGGAAAACGGCAGAGGACUGGCAUCUAUAGCAGGAGAAAGGAUCUGGGUGGAGCUGAAGAAGCUUGUAGUUGGUAACCAUGCUGCUCACCUGCUGGAGCUCAUCUAUGACCUGGAGCUGGCUCAGUAUUUAGGUUUACCUCCAGGUGGCGAUGUUGAUGAGAUGAAGCGUGUGUGGCAGAACGCCAAGGACCACUCUCCCAAACCCAUGACCAUCCUGGCUGCUCUCUUCCGCUGCCCAGAAGAGGUGGAAAAGAUGGACAUCAGGCUGAAAGUGUCCCGGGAGGAGAAGAACCUCUGUCUGUUCCUGGUCAAACACCGGCGGGAGCUCUGCAGGAGCCAAGAAGAACGGGACAGCCUCAGACCUUUCACCGACUUCAUCAUCGAUAGCCGGGAGCUGGACUCUCAGAGUAAAGUGUGCGAGCUGCUGAAGUACCAGGGCGAGGAGAAGCUGCUGAAAGAGCUCCUCGGGUGGUCCAUCCCUCGCUUCCCCAUCAGCGGUCACGAUCUGAGGAAGAUGGGAAUCAGCUCAGGCAAAGAAAUCGGUGCUGCCCUGCAGAUGCUCCGCGAUGUGUGGAAGAGCAGCCACUACCACAUGGACAAAGAUGAACUGCUCAGUCACCUGAAACCUUAAAUUACAUGAUGAUUAAUAAUGUCUCACAACCGAUACAUUUGUGUAUUAAAUAAAACUGCACUUCCUGCAGGUUUGAUGCCUUUGGCCAAGAAAGGACGAAGAACACAUAAAAAGUUUUAGCUUUCAUUAUGUUGGAGCUGUUAAUGUUCAUUUAUAUUUCAAUUAAAAUAUAAAAAUAUGGCACUGUGCUGCUGGAGCUGACCUGGAAAUGUGGAACGACCGUACAAUUCAACAUGUGCAUUAUUCUUUAAAGGUUAUGGAAAUGAUGUGAAACAGAAAGAGUCGGAAAAUAGAUUUUGUUAAUGUAACACAAAAUGUUUAGUUCACAUAAUUUUGUUUAAAAAAAUGCUUUCUGUACAGAAAAUA